Molecule: messenger RNA, 1575 nt
Organism: Cololabis saira (Pacific saury)
Lineage: Eukaryota; Metazoa; Chordata; Actinopteri; Beloniformes; Belonidae
Product: zinc finger protein OZF-like
Exons: 3
Coding region: 1-1575 (524 amino acids)
Biological process (GO): negative regulation of transcription by RNA polymerase II
Molecular function (GO): DNA-binding transcription repressor activity, RNA polymerase II-specific
Source: RefSeq, a predicted model, not a curated record
AUGUCGAAACAUAAAGGCAAAGAGAGACCCACAAGUUAUCGUUGUGAUCGCUGCAAGAAAGUCCUCACCACUUCAUCACGUCUGAGAAAACAUAAGAUGAUUCACACUGGAGAUAAACCGUUCAGGUGUGAUCAGUGUGGAGCAGCUUUUACCCAACAAAGUCAUCUGAAGAUUCACCAACGUAUUCACACUGGAGAUAAACCGUUCACUUGUGAUCAGUGUGGAGCAGCUUUUAUCACUAAAAGUAAACUAAAGAUUCACCAACGUAUUCACACUGGAGAAAAACCGUUUAGGUGUGAUCAGUGUGGAACAGCUUUUACCACAUCAGGUAGUCUAAAGAUUCACCAACGUAUUCACACUGGAGAUAAACCGUUCAGGUGUGAUCAGUGUGGAGCAGCUUUUACCCAACAAGGUCAUCUAAGGGCUCACCAAUGUAUUCACACUGGAGAUAAACCGUUUAGGUGUGAUCAGUGUGGAGCAGCUUUUACUGAGUCAGGAAAGCUAAAGAUUCACCAACGUAUUCACACUGGAGAAAAACCAUUCAGAUGUGAUCAGUGUGGAGCAGCUUUUACCAGAUCAAGUGAUCUAAAGACUCACCAACGUAUUCACACUGGAGAUAAACCGUUUAGGUGUGAUCAGUGUGGAGCAGCUUUUAGCACAUCAGGUAAUCUAAAGAUUCACCAACGUAUUCACACUGGAGAUAAACCGUUUUGGUGUGAUCAGUGUGGAGCAGCUUUUAGCACAUCAGGUAAUCUAAAGAUUCACCAACGUAUUCACACUGGAGAUAAACCGUUUACUUGUGAUCAGUGUGGAGCAGCUUUUACCCAACAAGGCCAUCUAAGGGCUCACCAACGUAUUGACACUGGAGAUAAACCGUUUAGGUGUGAUCAGUGUGGAGCAGCUUUUACCACAUCAAGUGAUCUAAAGAUUCACCAACAUAUUCACACACGAGAUAAACCAUUCAGAUGUGAUCAGUGUGGAGCAGCUUUUACCACAUCAAGUGAUCUAAGGACUCACCAACGUAUUGACACUGGAGAUAAACCGUUUAGGUGUGAUCAGUGUGGAGCAGCUUUUACCACAUCAAGUGAUCUAAAGAUUCACCAACAUAUUCACACACGAGAUAAACCAUUCAGAUGUGAUCAGUGUGGAGCAGCUUUUACCACAUCAAGUGAUCUAAGGACUCACCAACGUAUUCACACUGGAGAUUCCGUGUCCAGGCCUGGAGGUCUGGCUCCGGGGACGACCCCCGAUCUAAGCCCCGUUCAGCUCGGCUCUCCUCCCCGCCAGCCUCCGGUCCUCCGUUUCCAGGCUCUCUUGUUCCGGUUCUGGGUCCGUCUGCCUCCGGGGACGACCCCCGCGGUCUCAGCGCCACUUGACAGCGGAUCUAAGCCCCGCGAUCCUGGCGGGCCUCCCCACGAGUCUCUGGUCCAGCUGGUCCGGGUCUCUCGGUCUCCUCCACCGUCCCAAACACCCCCUGGACCCCAUGCUCAAACACCCAGCUCACCGGCCGAACCCGGGGGUCUUCGGCGGAUUUGUGUCCGGGAAUGGUGCGCCGUCCUCGGCCUCGCUGGCUGA